AUAGUGAGGAUGUCAGUGACGGUCAGUGAAACUUGGAGGAGCCUCAGAGAUGUUAUUAUAAAUGCUGCUGGUGCAGUCUUAAACCGGUGUCACACUGGGCUAGUUUACUAGCUGCUAAUAUUGGCGGCUAGUACUUGCGGCUAGCGCUAGUGGCCAGUUAACCUGUCACACAAGGCUAGUACUGGUGGGCUAGUAGGCCAGUUGUUGAACAAACUCACUUUGCACAACAUGUCUUCCAUGGGUAUUAGGCGUGAGGCACUGAGAAACUUGUUGCGCAUGGAUGUGAGACAGUUAUGUGAGGAAAUGGUGGAACAACUAAGGAGAAGGAAAAAACGGAAAUGGGUCUUAGACUGGAUUAGGAGGAGGGAUCAGUUGGGAGCCUCUGCACGUCUGAUGAGAGAGCUGGCAGAGGAGGAUCCCAAAGGAUACAGGAAUAUUAUGAGGAUGGCAGAGGUGAAAUUUGAAGAAUUACUUGAGAUGGUGUCACCUCUAAUAAGAAAGAAAGAUACCGUGAUGAGAGAAGCUCUAAGUGCUAAAACCAAAUUAGAAAUUGCUCUCAGAUACCUUUCUGCUGGAGAAUCCCUGAAAUCUCUGCAGUAUUUAUUCCGAGUGCCGCACAACACUAUUUCCACCUUCUUGCCUGAAGUUCUAGGUGCUAUCUUUGAAGUUCUUCAACCAUACAUCAAGGUACCUCCAUCUACUGAUGAGUGGAAAGCUAUUCAAAAGGCUUUUGAAUGCAGGUGGAAUUUCCCGAACUGUUGUGGCGCCCUGGAUGGAAAACACAUCCAGAUCAUGCGCCCUAAGAACUCCGCAUCAUUAUUCUUCAAUUACAAAGGGACUUACAGUAUUAUUUUGUUUGCCAUGGUAGACGCAGAUUACUGCUUUCGAUAUAUUGAUGUUGGCCGUGAUGGAAGAUCUAGUGAUAGUACGGUAUUCCGUAAUUCAAGUUUGAACGCAGCAAUGGAACAAAACUUUCUCAACUGGCCUACAGGAGGACUAUUUGUGGGAGAUGAUGCAUUUCCUAUUCAACCCUACUUAUUGAAACCGUACUCACACAGAUGGCUGUCCGACGAAGAAAGGAUUUUUAACUACAGGUUAUCAAGAGCACGCCGUGUUGCAGAAAAUGCUUUCGGGAUAUUAGCUGCAAGAUUUCGCAUAUUCUGUAGACCAAUUAAUCUUUCGGUUGAAACAAUAGAUCUCGUUGUAAAAGCUGCAUGUGCUCUACACAACUGGCUUAGAGUAACUUCUACCACGUACUAUCUUCCCCAAGGAUCUCUGGACAUGGAAGAUCCAACUUCUGGUGAACCUGUUCUCGGUGCGUGGCGACAAGAACCUACUGCAAUGCUUCCAGUAGAUCGUUUGUAUUCAUCCAAUAAUUACAAGAGGGACGGAGAAGAGGUCCGUAAACGAUAUGCAAGAGCAUUUAUGACAGACUUAGCCGUACCGUGGCAAUAUGCAGCACUGAGGAAGUCCUAGAGCGCAGGAUCUCUGGCAGUUUUUGUUCUUUUUUAGUGAAACAUACGGGGAAUUGUUUCUGUGUUACUGUUGGAACUCCUAUUGCAAACAAGCUAUUCUUACAAUCUCAAAAUCAAGCACAAUUAUUAUAGGUAGCCUAUGUAAGUAACAAAUUUUGUACUACAAGCAAGAAGUAUUUUAACUUAUUAAAUAUUUUAAAUUUA
Messenger RNA from Cryptotermes secundus, 1679 nucleotides. RefSeq names its product protein ALP1-like. The coding region runs from base 229 to 1476 and encodes 415 amino acids. The transcript is spliced from 2 exons. The record is from RefSeq and is a predicted model, not a curated record. NCBI's taxonomy places the organism in Eukaryota, Metazoa, Arthropoda, Insecta, Blattodea, Kalotermitidae.